Odobenus rosmarus divergens (Pacific walrus) is the source of this 2230-nucleotide messenger RNA. It is a transcript of the gene KLHL18, whose product is annotated as kelch-like family member 18. Gene Ontology annotation, molecular function: protein binding. NCBI's taxonomy places the organism in Eukaryota, Metazoa, Chordata, Mammalia, Carnivora, Odobenidae. The transcript is spliced from 9 exons. The coding region runs from base 225 to 1613 and encodes 462 amino acids. The record is from RefSeq and is a predicted model, not a curated record.
GUCGCGGCGGCCGGGGAAGAUGGUGGAGGACGGCGCGGAGGAGCUGGAGGACCUGGUGCACUUCUCCGUGUCCGAGUUGCCUAGUCGCGGCUACGGCGUCAUGGAGGAGAUCCGGCGGCAAGGCAAACUGUGCGACGUGACGCUGAAGCGCCCUGGAGGCUCUGAUCAACUUUGCCUACAACGGCCACCUUGCCAUUGACCAGCAGAACGUGCAGUCGUUGCUGAUGGGGGCGAGCUUCCUGCAGCUGCAGAGCAUCAAGGACGCCUGCUGCACAUUCCUUCGAGAACGUCUCCACCCAAAAAAUUGCCUGGGUGUCCGCCAGUUUGCUGAGACCAUGAUGUGCGCUGUGCUGUACGACGCGGCCAACAGCUUCAUCCACCAGCACUUUGUGGAGGUGUCCAUGUCGGAAGAAUUCCUGGCCCUGCCCUUGGAAGACGUGCUCGAGCUGGUGUCUCGGGAUGAGCUGAAUGUAAAGUCAGAGGAGCAGGUCUUUGAAGCUGCGUUGGCCUGGGUCAGAUACGACCGGGAGCAGAGGGGGCCCUGCCUGCCCGAGCUGUUGUCCAAUAUCCGCCUGCCCCUCUGCCGGCCCCAGUUCCUGUCAGACCGUGUGCAGCAGGAUGACCUGGUGCGUUCCUGCCACAAAUGCAGGGACCUGGUAGACGAAGCAAAGGACUAUCACCUCAUGCCGGAGCGCCGGCCCCACCUGCCGGCUUUCAGAACUCGGCCUCGCUGCUGCACGUCCAUCACGGGCCUUAUCUAUGCCGUGGGGGGCCUCAACUCAGCAGGUGAUUCCCUGAAUGUGGUGGAAGUGUUCGACCCCAUCGCCAAUCGCUGGGAGAAGUGCCAUCCCAUGACAACAGCCCGCAGCCGCGUCGGUGUGGCUGUGGUGAACGGGCUUCUCUAUGCCAUCGGGGGGUAUGACGGCCAGCUACGGCUGAGCACUGUGGAGGUCUACAACCCAGAGACGGACACGUGGACCAGAGUGCGGAGCAUGAAUAGCAAGAGAAGCGCCAUGGGGACGGUCGUGCUGGAUGGACAGAUCUACGUCUGUGGGGGCUAUGACGGCAACUCUUCUCUCAGCUCUGUGGAGACCUACUCACCCGAGACAGACAAGUGGACAGUGGUGACCCCGAUGAGCUCAAGUCGCAGUGCUGCUGGGGUGACGGUGUUUGAGGGCAGGAUAUAUGUGUCAGGUGGCCACGACGGUCUGCAGAUCUUCAGCAGCGUGGAGCACUACAACCACCACACGGCCACCUGGCACCCAGCCGCCGGCAUGCUCAACAAGCGCUGUCGGCACGGAGCCGCCUCCCUGGGAAGCAAGAUGUUCGUCUGUGGGGGCUACGACGGCUCUGGCUUCCUCAGCAUCGCGGAGAUGUACAGCUCCGUGGCCGACCAGUGGUGCCUGAUCGUCCCCAUGCACACACGCCGGAGCCGGGUCUCCCUGGUGGCCAGCUGUGGGCGCCUCUACGCCGUGGGGGGCUAUGACGGACAGUCAAACCUCAGCUCAGUGGAGAUGUAUGACCCAGAGACAGACCGCUGGACGUUUAUGGCCCCCAUGGCAUGUCACGAGGGAGGGGUUGGUGUGGGCUGCAUCCCUCUCCUCACCAUCUAAGGCAGAGCGGGGGAUGUGGCGGGGUAGGGAUCUGGUACAAACAUAGGCACUCCCUUCCAGGGACAGGCCCUCUUGGGAGAGGGGGAGACCAGAAGAUGGGGUGAAUGUGAGCUCACUGGAGGUACAGCUUUUCCAGGUGCUUACAUCCUCCCUCACCGCGCUGCGCUCGGGACCUUCAAGCCUAGGUCACCAAGGUGUACCGUGUGGGGCAGAGCCCCUCUGUGUUCCGCAGCUGGUGACACAGGACUGCUUUGCUGGUCCACACGUACACAGGCUCCAUCCAAGCCCAGCUCCCACCUGCCACGCAAAAGGCCUGCCAUCUGACGCUCCUCCUUGCCUGCUGCUCUCCAGCCAUGGUGUGGCCAAUCUGCAAUGGGGUGGCUGCAGUGACCCACCCAGCCUGUUGGCAGCUGGGGUGCGGCUGGGGGAGGAAGGACGCGCUCGGGGUGUCCUCGUUGCCUGUGGUGGUGCCAUGACAGCACCGUGCUGCUUGCACACGAGCACCUCCCUCUUCCAUCCGAGGGCACAGAGGACUUGGUCCUCAUUGCUGGGUAACCGGGGAGAACAGAAGCUCUUCCUGUGUCGAGUUUUGGGAUUUCAGUGAGGUCUUUUCAUCU